AUGAGCACGAGUCGGCGCACCGUGUUUAGCACGACGCGGAGCCUGUAUCAUCAGGCUACUCUGCAGAGCGACACUACGCCAACUCACCUUUGGCUUCGAGAAGCCACGUUUUUUCUCAACCAUCCAAGCGCUCUCACAUGGCCCCAACGUGCCUGCGACAGGGCGGCGGAGUUUCAUUGUUGGCGUUCGAAUGCUCUUGGUCGGCGCCUCAGUAUGUGUGCCGCUCGCGCCAAGGCGCGUCAGGCUGCAAUGCUGGCUUGCAGGUGGUCCGCCUGCGGCCAGCCAAGUGAAUUUGAUGCAUUUCUUCACUUCCAAGAGCUGGUCUCUCCACCUUGCGCGCACAUCCUUGGGCAAUCGACCAGAUAA
Molecule: messenger RNA, 366 nt
Organism: Prorocentrum cordatum
Lineage: Eukaryota; Dinophyceae; Prorocentrales; Prorocentraceae
Source: the annotation of a GenBank genome assembly